Messenger RNA from Closterium sp. NIES-67, 2324 nucleotides. Lineage: Eukaryota; Viridiplantae; Streptophyta; Zygnematophyceae; Desmidiales; Closteriaceae. The record is from the annotation of a GenBank genome assembly.
GCGAGGCUGACACGAGCCCCCUGCAAGGUGGUGUUGCAGUUUGUCAAUCCAGCCGCUCCUCCCAGCCUGGUGCCAGCGGCAGUGCAGCAGAGUGACACCUGAUAGCCUGAUCUUGCCGCUCUCCGCAUCUCACGCUCCGUACUCAGCGUAGUCACUGCCUUCUGAUGCAUCAUUCGUUAGUUGAACAAUUUUUCGUUUUUCCGCGGCAAGGAUACGCGGCGGAUGUGAUGAUGCCGGCCGACAAGGCUUGAUGGGCGACUGACGGCGAUGUGAAUGACCGUCGAUGCAAUGCCUGCUGUGGUACUUCUACUGUUACCGCCUCCGAUAAUUGAAAGACGAUAGCUUCUUUGAACGUCUCAGUGCGCCGAUACGACGUUUCGACUAUUCAGUUAACAAAUAAGGUCGGGGGCUGAUCGACUUGAAGCUUGAUCGCGUGCGUUGCGGCGCGGCGAGGAUGGGGUCGCUGACGGCGGACGACGAGCAUCUGCACCUGCGCGUGCCGAACGUGCCGGCCAUGGUCAUCAAGUCCAUCAACGAGCGCGUCGGCGAGACGCAGUCGCUGCUCACCAAUGUCGGACGGCAAGCGACAGCGAUGGCGGAGCGAGCGACGCUGCGGGAUCGCGUGAUAGCGGCGCUGGCGGCGCUGCUGGCGGUGGCGGCCAUGGCGUUCAGCCUCGCGCUCUCGCUGCGCCCCGCGCCCUCCAUCGUCGACGCGCCGCUCGUGCUCGACACCGAAGCGGACAUCCAGGACGUGACGUGGCGCGGCUACGCAGACUACGAGAUGCGCAUCGCCCCACUCGACCGACACGUCUCACGCCCCUCCCUGCCCUUCCAGCCCAUCCCGCGCGGCCCGCAUGGCUUUGUGCAGUACAGUGCGUACCGCCUGUCGGCGCGCACCUUCGCCGUGGUGGGGUUCGGCGCACACUUCCUCAAAGACCACCUGGGCGAGUUGAAGUGCACGUGGGUGGAGAGUGGCAACGCCAGCAGCACGGGUGAGGCCAAGGCAGUGUACGGCGGGCUCAACGGGUGGGCCGACUACGACGCCGUGCUCGUCAAGUGCGAGUUUGAGGCGGCCACGGGCGCCAUGGGCGGGGACCUCUUCCUCACCGUGGCCGGGGAGGAGUUCAGAGCGUUCCGCGAGGUUCAGGGCGAGGAGCACGUGAUCGACCCGCCCAAGGAGGACGCCCUGCCCCAUCUGCUCGCCGUGUGCGCCGUGCGCCUGGCGCGCCCCGUGGAGGCGCGGCCCAUGUUCGAGUGGCUGUCGUUCCACUGGCACGUGGGCGUCUCGCUCUUCCGCCUCUACGACCACGGCUCCAUGGACACGCACCUUGCUGCCGUGCUCGACCCCUGGCUCGCCAACCAGACGGCGCAGGUCAUCCCCACGCGCCACCUGGCGCCCUUCCGCAUGGAGUACGACGCGCACGCGCUGUCGGCGCUAGACUGCCUGCACAGCACGCCCUUCCUCGCGCGCUGGGUCACCGUGCUCUCGCCCGACUCCUACCUCUUCGUGCCACCACCCGCCUCCAUAGUGGAAUUCCUCUCGGCGCACGCGGACAAGUCAUGGGUGACGAUCGGGUCGCAGGAGUGGUCGCCCAUCAAGUGCCGCGACGGGCUCAAGAUGGACGCGGCGGGUGCGUGGGAGGGGCGGUGGGAGGCGGCGCCGUUUGCCGUGGAGUGGCUGGCGUUCAGACGCAAGGAGGCGGAGUGCGCUGACGGGGGGGAGGACAGGGAGACGUGCAUCGGGGAAUCAGGACAGCGCUCGCAUUUCACCAACCCCAGGAAGGCGGGCAUUCUGGGCUACUUUGACGUGCGCGAGACGGACCAGAACGGCGUGCACGCGGCAUUCAGUGCGGUGCACAAGAACCACUACCCCAACCUGCACGAGCUCGCUGUCUUCAACUCCACGUGCUCAGAGGUGGUGGGGGACGACGAGUUCGCCGAUGGAUGGGUGCGCGAUGUCACCUUCGCGGACUACGCUAAAUCUGUUAGGAAAAGUCCCCAGCCUGAAGGAUCUACGCAGGUUCCACCCCCCACACCAGAGAGCUGAGGUGGUAGAAACUUUUUCUAUGCGUCACUGCGUGAGAGCAAAGAGAUGCUGGUGACGGGGAGCUUUGUCAACUUAUACAUAUUAUCUAUGUAGAAGUUAUAGGCUAGACUGAGGUAUGCUUCUAGUGAGUACAACCAACUAGUAUUUGUUCUAGGUUUCCACCUCUAGGGGUGUGUCAACUUAUACAUAUUAUCUAUGUAGAAGUUAUAGGCUAGACUGAGGUAUGCUUCUAGUGAGUACAACCAACUAGUAUUUGUUCUAGGUUUCCACCUCUAGU